GAUUCCUGUUCAUCAGCCUCGCGGGUUCCUCAAUUCCGCUUUCCCACUUCCUGCUGCGCCAGCAUUGCUGCAGGGGCGAUCUCCUGGCAAUCUAGGGCGCUAGGUAGUGGUGACGAAGGAAAUUAGCCGAGCUCUGCCAAGUGGCAUGGUUGUUUGGACUAAGAAGGGCUGCAUUGUAAGUUACCUUCGAGUUUGUCAGAGAUUUCAACAGGCAUGGCCCUUUCUUUGGCACACGCGGUUGGCAGCACUUUCCAAACCGGUCUAUUCACAGGGGGGGCACCUCCUCACUUCGGGAAGGAGUGGUAUGGCAGCCCCCUGCCGCGACCGACAUGUGCCAAAGUAGGAAAGCUUCCUAGACAGCCAAAUCUCAUUCAGGCUAGUAAUAGUCUGCCUUGGGUAUUCGAUGAGGAUGUGACAUUCGGGGGUUUGCCUGCCCGAGGAGUGCGCCUCAGCAAGCCAAGGAAACGUGAGGUCCGAGUUGGGGCCAAGUGGUUGCAUGGCCUCAAAGGAGAGUCCAAAACUGGCGGGACAGGCUCGUCAGGAAGCACAAUCUUUGAGCGCCUCGGCGAGGCUGGCGGCCCAAAGUCUUCAACAGCUGCAACGGCAGUCAGAGACUCUGAGGGGAACAGCGAGAACGGCCGGGCGAGCUUGAAAGUAGACGACGAUUUCGAUGAGGAUGCGUAUGCAGAGGAGGAAGAGGAAGACGAUGAAGAAGUGGACGAGCAGCUGAAGGCUGAGCUGGAAGCCAGCCUGAGGGCUACGCAGAGGGAGCCCGAGAAUGGCGUAGCGAAGCCAACAGAAGAAGAGGCUGGACAGGGGGACCUAUCAGCCGCUGACGGCGCCCCAAAAGAUUCUGAGAAGGUCGCGGAGCUCCGGAUGGGUCUGGAUACGAUGCGGAAAGCGGUGGAGAACUACUUCGGGGCAGUAUACACUGUUGCGCGGUUGAUGCCGACUGCUGAGCGGAAGGAGUUCCUGGACAGCUUCAAGGGAGACCAGAUGAUCGACCUUGAAAACGCUCUGGGCGGUGACAAGGAGACCUUUGUGCUUGGGCUGGACGGGGAGGAUCGGACGACAGCCCUGAGUAUUUUGGAGGAGACGUUGAGCCGUUGCCGGGCCUGGGUAACGAGCGAGUCCGACAAGCUGGACAAGGAUGCUGGCGAGUACACCCUAGUAAACGACGAAGUGGUCCCUAAGACCCCCGACGCGCCGGCCCCCACCCCUUCCGAGCUCCAGGCGUUCAUCGGGCGGACGCUCCAGGAGGCGAGCUACAAGAGUCAGGAAGCCAUGCUGGAGGCCACGUGGCGAAUGGGCGACCUGCCACGUUUCCCUGACCUCCCGCUGCAGCCGGGCGUGUUCGAUGACGUGGAGAGCGAGGAGGAGCUGCGACAAAAGAUCGCGGAGCAGAAGCUGCUGAUGUACGGGCAGGCGGAGCAGAUGCGGCAGGAGCUGGAGGAGAAGAAGGACGAGUACCGCAGGAACCAGGAGGCGUGGGCGGCGGAGCGCAGGUCGGCAGAGCAGAACGGACGGCCCUCCGUCUGGCAGGACCGGCUUAACCGGUUUGGCCGCGACCCUGAAGCGGAGCGGAUGCUGGAAGAGGGGGAGCGCGUCAUCGAGGCGUUCGAGGACCAGAUUGAGGAGGAGUUUGCGGACUUUGAGAGGAGCUUGGGUUUGCGCCCCGCCGGCGAUCGCCCCGCAGGCCAGCCCCUGAGCGAGCAGGACUAUCGGGACAUCGGGGUGACGAUCCAAAAGAUCCGUGAGGAUCUAGAGGAGGGCUUACGUGCGGACGAGGGGCUUCCGGUGCCGUACCUCAGGAAGCCGCUGGCGGAAUCGGAGGUGGCGGAAAUGGAGCAGACGUACCGGGACAUGAUUGAGAACGCCGAGGAGAUGAAGGCCCGGGGCGACACGAUCCUCCCGGGCGCUUUCGACGUGAUGGAGAGCCUAUCGGGUGCGAUCUCUCGGAUCGACGAGCUUAUCAAAACCGGACGCAUCGAGGUGGUCCGUGACCGGGACUACCUCGAUGCGUUGCGGGCGUACGAGGCCGCACGUGAUGGCACCGAAGACGACGACUAUAAGCCUGUUGCUGACCGGAUGCCAAGUACCCCGGAAGAGGUGCUGACCGCUAUCGAGGACGGCAUCACUUCUCUCGACUACACGCUAUCCGUCCUGAACGACAACGAGCGGCGGCCGCUGACCGCCGAUGAGGUCAUCGAGAUGCAAGUUAUGGACGAGGGAGUCGUCCAAUGGCGGGACGAGAUCUUGGAUCUCAUGACCAACCAGACGCAGGUGAAGGCACUCGCGAAGCUCGAUUCGCUCAUCGAUAGAACGCGGCCAUUCUACAUGGUCGGCGCGCCCCGGCCGCUAAAACCCUUUACAGGAUUUAAGGACCCGAACGCGGCCGCGGUUGCGAACGUGUGGGCGGAUCUGAUCGGGGAGAAGCUACCCGAGGCGCCAGUCUCCACCGAAGAGGCGGUGACUUCCGCUUGGGGUUCGCUUUUCGACGACGCGUCCUCCGGGGGGGCCGAUUCCGCCCCCGUCGCAACCCCCCCGCGAGAGGAGUCCGUGAAUGGGGCCGCAAUGCCCGGGCUGAACGGGAUAGCGCUCGGCGACGGCGAGCCGACGGGUUCCGCAAAGAUGGAGAAUGUGAUGACGAUCGGAAAUGGGAUUCAGCUAGAUUUGGGCGCCGCGCAGGCGGACCGGUUAACUGCGGCCCCAGGGGGGACAAGCUUUAGGGAGAGCGACCCCCCUUAAUGUGUAAGCAUAAAGCGCGUUGGUUUUUAACCUUAGAACGGGUAAUAGUAGCCAGAUGAGGAUUGAAUGCGGAUGGAGUGCACGUUUACAAGGUGUGACCACACAAGGCAGAAGCCAUUCUUGUUUCAAGAGAUACACAGGGGUUCGUUUAGGAUUCUUGCAUCUGGGCGGUUUGUCGUUUCAUCCGACCUACGUAUAGGGCUGGAGGAAUGGGGUUUGCAUGCGUGCAGCUUUGUUUGGUGUGCUAUUGGCAGGUCGGUUUUCAGUUCUAGUCAUAUGGUAGUACGGUUGUCGUUGACGACAUCCUCCACUGUCUCCAACCAAAUUUUUAAAAAAGGAGUGAGCCUGUUUAGGCAACGUGGCCCUUCGAGCGCAUUUCCGUCAUGAAGAGGAUAUAUCGUGCUGGUGACCACAAAUUCUAAAGCUGCAAAUGUACUAGGAAACUGAGACAGCGCGGCCCAGGCUAAACCCUAGAUCGAAUGUUAUCUUAUGUGUUCAGUCUAUUCAAUAGUUCUAGUGUCCCUUGAAAAUCUUUAGAGCUUUGAAUUGUACAGUUCUGCAUAAUCGUGUAGAGUAUAUUCAUCUUGGCAAUUGGUUAAACCUGUUGCUAGUGCGGUG
Messenger RNA from Klebsormidium nitens, 3366 nucleotides. NCBI's taxonomy places the organism in Eukaryota, Viridiplantae, Streptophyta, Klebsormidiophyceae, Klebsormidiales, Klebsormidiaceae. The record is from the annotation of a GenBank genome assembly.